Messenger RNA from Danio rerio (zebrafish), 1692 nucleotides. RefSeq names its product ubiquitin-conjugating enzyme E2E 3 (UBC4/5 homolog, yeast) (gene ube2e3). The record is from RefSeq and is marked validated. NCBI's taxonomy places the organism in Eukaryota, Metazoa, Chordata, Actinopteri, Cypriniformes, Danionidae. Gene Ontology annotation, molecular function: ubiquitin conjugating enzyme activity; ligase activity.
AACAUCCCCUCAUUCUCGGGGACAGGACGGUCGGUCACCGCUUAUGCCUUCUUCACACGCAUGCAGGCUGAUGCAUUGACAAAUCCAGCUCAAGUGGAGCGUAUCGUGAGGCGAAACAGUUUCACGUUGGUUUUAAAGGUUUUGUGAAAGCAGCCGAGGCGGUAGACGCUUAUGUCCACGCGCCGUACAGCGCCACCUGUCGGCCCCGAGUAAAAGUGCAGCGCCUCCUCUCCUUCCUACUCUCCAAUGUUCACAGCUCGGCCGGAGCCCGUCGUCUUCCCGGCUCCAUUUCAACUGGAUUUUUAACACUCCUAACCACCCCAGUUCAGGACAGGACCGCGUCUAAGGUGGAAAAUGUCCAGUGAAAGACAACGGUCAGAUGAUGAAAGUCCCAGCACCAGCAGCGGUAGUUCUGAUGCGGAUCAGAGAGAUCUCCCGGUGCCAGAACCAGAGGAACAAGAGGAGCGAAAACAACCAACGCCUCCACAACAGCAGAAAAAAUCCACCAAACUGUCCAGCAAAACAACAGCCAAAUUAUCCUCCAGCGCAAAGAGAAUCCAGAAAGAGCUUGCAGAAAUCACUCUGGAUCCUCCACCCAACUGCAGUGCGGGACCCAAAGGUGACAACAUCUAUGAGUGGAGAUCCACCAUCCUGGGUCCACCAGGUUCAGUCUAUGAGGGCGGCGUCUUCUUUCUGGACAUCACCUUCUCCUCGGAUUACCCCUUUAAGCCACCAAAGGUCACGUUUCGUACGAGGAUCUAUCACUGCAACAUCAACAGUCAGGGUGUGAUCUGCCUGGACAUCCUGAAGGAUAACUGGAGCCCGGCUCUGACCAUCUCCAAGGUCCUGCUUUCCAUCUGUUCUCUGCUGACAGACUGCAAUCCAGCGGAUCCUCUGGUGGGAAGCAUAGCUACUCAGUACCUGACCAACAGAGCAGAGCAUGACAGAAUAGCUCGACAGUGGACCAAGAGAUACGCCACAUAGACGGCAGGUCACCGACACCUCCAACCUCUGGUCUGCCCUUCCUCCUCUUCCCAAAUCCCCUUCGUCCAUCCCUCGCUCCGCACACUCUUCUCUGCCGCCACCGCCCCCAGUUCCCUUCCACCCGCAGGAGUGUAAAGAUCCAGGAGAGGCAACUUUACAACGUGCAACAAAUCUUUAUAGCCUUUACAAUACGGACUUCUGUGUAUAUGUCAUACUGAUUCUACCCCGUGUUUUUACCCGAUAACGGACUGGGAGCGCAGACAGGACCCACCAAGGUGUAAAGGCUGCCGGAGUAGAAUUUUGUAGCUGUAGAUUUAGUUCUGUUUAAAAGCCUACUUGCAAGUCUUGCUUCUUUGGGAUAUAAAAAAAAACAAAUGUAUUUUGUGAUGUAAUAAGGAAAAUGUUCCUAAAGUCAACCAAAUAUUAUGGUGCAUUUUAGCCUAAUUCAUUAUCUGUAUGAAGUCAAAGAAAAACGAAAAAAAAAAGAUAAAAAAAGAAAAUGAAAAACAAGCUGUAGAUUAUUAGAAAUGAUGUCAUUUAUAUGAGACCCACACUCAUUUCCAGUUCUGUGGUACAUGCUGUUGUGAAUCUGUUAUACCUUUGUCAGUUUGUAAUGAAGCGAUCUCAUUGAACGUUUUGUAGCUCAGCUGAGAUGAGCAACCACUGUAACAUCCCCUCAAACACAAUAAUAAAAAAAUGUCCCCAGGG